This is a messenger RNA of Cydia fagiglandana, 432 nucleotides long. RefSeq names its product UPF0450 protein C17orf58 homolog. Bases 1 to 432 code for a protein of 143 amino acids. Lineage: Eukaryota; Metazoa; Arthropoda; Insecta; Lepidoptera; Tortricidae. The record is from RefSeq and is a predicted model, not a curated record. The transcript is spliced from 2 exons.
AUGUCGUAUGCGCAGGUGGCGAGCGGUGUGGCGUCGCGUAACGUCCCGCGGCAGCCGCCGCACGACACGUCUCCUCGACCGGCCCCCGCCGCCCUCACCCCGCGCCGCCCCGGCGCCCCUCGGGCGCCCCGCGUGCGCCGGCGACGGUCGUCUCAUCCGUCCGACCACCGCGCGGACCGAUCCGUCGACCUGUUAGAGGGAGUGCGCUCGUCGCCGGGCGGCGCGCUCGCUUUGCGUAUUUUCGUUCGUGCCGAGAGUCGGUUCGCUGACGCGACGGUGAGAGCGCCGCGCGCGCCGGCCGAGCGGCGCCGAGCGCGCCCGAGAGCGGCCGAACGGCGCCGAGCGCGCCCGAGCGCGCCCGCGCCGGGCCGCACCGAGCCGCACACACCGCACCGCAGGAGACGCGACCGCGAUUAUGUUGUUAAACGUUAG